This is a messenger RNA of Carassius auratus (goldfish), 4356 nucleotides long. Its product is annotated as NACHT, LRR and PYD domains-containing protein 12-like. Bases 19 to 4356 code for a protein of 1445 amino acids. Gene Ontology annotation, molecular function: protein binding. Lineage: Eukaryota; Metazoa; Chordata; Actinopteri; Cypriniformes; Cyprinidae. The record is from RefSeq and is a predicted model, not a curated record. The transcript has 21 exons.
AAGGACUCUUUAUCUGAGAUGAGUGUCUCAGAGGAACAGAGUGAAAAAUUGGGCCUUCAUGUGUCCUUCAGUGAUGAAACACCAUCACAAGCUAAAAGUGAAAGAUCAGGUUCACCUGUGCCCAGUUCUGUGUCUAUGAGGAGUGACCGUUCAAAAGGUGACGGACCGAACUUCAUUGAGAAAACUCCAUCAUCAUCUAAAAGAGUAAGAUCAGGCUCACAUGUGUCCAGCUCUGUGUCUGUGAAAAGUGACCGGUCAAAAGGAGACGGACCAAAUUUUCCUGAGGAAACACCAUUUAAAAAUAGUGUAAGAUCAGGCUCACUUGUGUCCAGUUCUGUGUCUGUGAAGAGUGACCGGUCAAAAGGUGAUGGACCGAACUUCAGUGAGAAAAAAACAUCACCUUCAAAAAGUGUAAGAUCAGGUUCACAUGUGUCCAGUUCUGUGUCUGUGAAGAGUGACCGGUCAAAGGGUGAUGUACCGAACUUCAGUGAGAAAACACCAUGUAACAAGAGUAACAAAGGACAAAAGUCCACAGUAAAUAUUGGUGCAGAAAUUACACGGUGGGAUGCUCUGAAAGCACAGAAGGGAUUGAAGAGUGAUGUGGAACUGGCAACUUUUCUUCUCAACAGGGUUCAGUUUGAGAAAUCAGACACAAACUACAAGAAUUACCGCAACCGCAAGAAUUUCAGAGAAAAUCUCCUCUGGAUCUUCAAGGAUCUUGAGAAAAAAAUAAUUGCAUUUCUGAAGAAUGAGCUGGGAAAGUUAAAAAAAAUAUUAAAUAGAGAGAAUACACAGUACUUUGUGCAGGACUUUAUAGAGGAGAUGCGUGAUAUCAAAGAAGCAGCUCUUGAUAUCACACUUUACUUCCUGAGAGAUAUGAAGCAAUGUGAGGCUGCAGAUGCUCUACAAGAUGAGCUGGUCCUCAUUCAUCAGCGACCACUAAAAUCAAACCUGAAGAAGAAGCACCAAUCUGUAUCUGAAGGAAUUGCAAAGCAUGGUGACUCCAAGAUUCUGAAGAACAUCUACACAGAUCUCUGUAUGACUCUGAGUGUUAGUAAACAAGUUAAUACCCAAAAUGAAGUAGGACAAGUUCAGGCUGCUGAUAGACGACAUGAAUCACGAGAGAUUCCAGUUGAAUGCAAAAAUUUGUUUGAAGCACCUGAACAAGACAAGGAGAUCAGAACUGUACUGACAAAAGGAGUUGCUGGCAUCGGAAAAUCAAUCUCUGUGCAAAAGUUUAUUGUGGAUUGGGCUGACGGUAAAGAAAAUCAGGAUAUUACUUUCAUAUUUCCUCUUGCAUUUAGAGAAAUGAACUUAAAGGAGAAAGAGACACAAAGCUUGACAAGUCUUAUACAUCAGUUUUUCCCAGAGAUAAAAGGACUAAACCUUGCAAGAAAUGAUAAAUUUAAAUUACUCUUCAUCCUUGAUGGUUUGGAUGAAUGUCGUCUUCCUCUGAACUUUGAGGGUAAUGAAACAUGUCGUGAUGUAACAUCACAAGUCUCUCUGGAUGUUCUCCUCACAAACCUGAUCAAGGGAAAUCUGCUUCCUUCUGCUCUCAUCUGGAUCACCACCAGACCAGCAGCUGCCAUUAAAAUUCCUCCCGAAUGUGUUGACCGUGUAACAGAAGUACAAGGAUUCAAUGAUGCACAAAAGGAGGAGUACUUCAGAAAAAGAUUCACAAAUGUGGAUCUGGCCAAUGAAAUUAUUAAUAAUGUUAAACAAUCAAAGAGUCUUUUUGUCAUGUGCUACAUCCCAGUCUUCUGCUGGAUUACAGCCACUGUUCUCCAGAACAUUUUAGAGGAGAAUAGAAAUAAUGAUGUGAGAAAUCAGGCUGAUGAAGACUUCAAAACACUGCAGAAAUCAAAUACUGAAGACACUCCCAAGACUCUGACACAAAUGUACACACACUUUCUCCGCUUUCAGAUGCUGCAGAGCAGACGAAAGUAUGAUGGAGAAUACACACCAAAUGUUUCCUGGGAUAAAGAUGCCAUCCUUUCACUGGGGAAACUGGCAUUUCAUCAGCUGCAGAGAAACAAUCUGCUCUUUUAUGACACAGAUCUGGAAGAAUGUGGUAUUGACGUCUCUGAAGCAUCUGUGUAUUCAGGCAUGUGUACCCAGAUCUUUAAGGAGGAAAAAGGGAUCAUUCUUGGUACCACUUUCUGCUUUGUUCACUUGAGCAUUCAAGAGUUUAUUGCAGCCCUUUAUGCACAUCUGUUUCUAGACAUCUGCAAGAAAAGUGUGUUUAAUCAACAUGAAUCUACAGAACAAGAAGACAAAAAUGAAACCAUGAUUGAUUUGCUCCAGACUGCAGUGAACAAGGCACUUGAGAGUGAAACUGGACACCUGGAUCUUUUCCUUCGCUUUCUUCUUGGUCUGUCACUCCAGACCAAUCGUCCAUUCUUACGAGGUCUGUUGACACUGCAAGACAACAAUGACGAGAACUACAAGGAAAUAGUUGAGUACAUCAAGCAGAAAUUAGAAGAUAAGAAGAUGUCUCCAGAGAGAUCCAUCAAUCUGUUCUACUGUCUGAAUGAACUGAAUGAUCAAACUCUGGUGGAAAAGAUUCAGACUCAACUUAGAGAAGGAAGUCUCUCAUCUUCUGAUCUUUCUCCUGCUCAGUGGUCUGCUGUGGCCUUUGUGUUGUUGACAUCAGAGGAAGAGAUGGAGGAGUUUGAGCUUCAGAAGUUCAAGCAAUCAGAUGAGUGUCUCUUUAGGCUACUGGAAGUUGUGAAAAUCUCCAAAAGAGCUGUGCUAAAUGAUUGUAACUUAACAGAUGAGAGCUGUACAAAUUUGGCUAAAGCUCUUGGAUCAGAUAACAAUCUGAUAGAGAUGAAUAUGACCAAAAAUAAUCUACAGGAUUCGGGAGUAAAGCAGCUCUGCAUUGGAUUGGAGAAUAUUAUGUGUAAAUUGGAGAUACUGAAACUUUCAGACUGCAGUAUCACUGAAGAAGGUUAUAAAGCUCUGGCUUCAGCUCUGAGAUCAAACCCUUCACACCUGAUAGAGCUGGAUCUCAGAGGAAAUGAUCCUGGACAAUCAGGAGUGAAGGAACUCAAUUAUUUACUACAGGAUCCAAACUGUCAUCUAAAGACACUGAGGUUUUUGAGUCCUGAUGCAGAUGAAGCCUGUCAGUAUGUGAAUAGACUUGUGGGUAAAAACCCGUUACUCCUGAGAGAAUUUAAUCUGAGUGGAAGUAAACUUGAAGACUCAAAUUUGAAAAAUCUUGCACCUCUACUGCAGGAUAAACACUGUAAACUCAACAGACUGAAACUCUCGAACUGCAGUAUCACAGAAGAAGGUUAUAAAGCUCUGGCUUUAGCUCUGAGAUCAAACCCUUCACACCUGAUAGAGCUGGAUCUCACAGGAAAUGAACCUGGACAAUCAGGAGUGAAGGAGCUCGAUGAUUUACUACAGGAUCCAAACUAUCAACUGAAGACACUGAGACUUUCAGACUGCAGUAUAACUGAAGAAGGUUAUAAAGCUCUGGCUUCAGCUCUGAGAUCAAACCCUUCACACCUGAUAGAGCUGGAUCUCAUAGGAAAUGAUCCUGGACAAUCAGGUGUGAAGGAGCUCAGUGAUUUACUACAGAAUCCAAACUAUUCACUGAAGACACUGAGUCUGUGUAAAUGCAGUCUUACAGAGAAACAGUGUCUCAUCCUGACUUCAGCUCUGAAAUCAAACCCAUCACACCUGAGAGAACUGGAUCUCAGUGGAAAUCAACUAGGAGACUCUGGAGUGAAAAACCUCAGUGAUCUACUGAUGAACCCACAAUGCAAGCUGGAAAUACUCAAUCUGUGUGGGUGCAGUAUUACAGAGAAACAUUGUCUCAGCUUGACUUCAGCUCUGAAUUCAAACCCAUCACACCUGAGAGAGAUGAACCUCAGUGGAAAUCAACUAGGAGACUCUGGCGUGAAAAACCUCUCUGAUCUGCUGAAGAUCCAAGAGUGCAAGCUGGAAAUACUUCAUCUGUGUUUAUGCAGUAUUACAGAGAAACAGUGUCCCAUCCUGACUUCAGCUCUAAAAUUAAACCCAUCACACCUGAGAGAACUGGACCUCAGUGGAAAUAAACUAAAAAACACAGGAGUUAAGCACUUGUGUGACGUACUGAAGGAUUCAGACUGUAAACUGAGGAGAUUGAGCCUAAAUGACUGUGACAUUACAGACGUUUCUUGUUUAGCUCAGUCUUUGGAUGGGUCGGAAGCAUUGCUGUUUUUAACAGAGCUCAAUUUAAAUAAAAAUGACAUUGGAGACUCAACGAAACUUAAAAAAGUUUUACAAAAAGCAAACUGUAAACUGAGGAAAGAGCAAUUUGGAGGCGUCCAUUUCCGUAAGUCACAACCAGAUGUUCCCUCUUAUUAA